Molecule: messenger RNA, 1021 nt
Organism: Dipodomys spectabilis (banner-tailed kangaroo rat)
Lineage: Eukaryota; Metazoa; Chordata; Mammalia; Rodentia; Heteromyidae
Gene: Taf9b
Product: TATA-box binding protein associated factor 9b
Exons: 7
Coding region: 181-936 (251 amino acids)
Biological process (GO): DNA-templated transcription initiation
Cellular component (GO): transcription factor TFIID complex
Molecular function (GO): protein heterodimerization activity; RNA polymerase II general transcription initiation factor activity
Source: RefSeq, a predicted model, not a curated record
GGCGUCUCCAGCGCUAAAAGCGCAGCUUGUGAUUCCCGCCAAUCGCUCUGGGCUGGAAUAGCUGUACCCGACGGCCUUUCCCACACGUGUAAACCUCGCCUCCCGCCCUCCCAGGGGUGGAGCCCGACCCAGCAGUCCCCAAGCGGCUCCUUAUACGCAGUCGACGACAGCCCGGCUAAUAUGGAGCCGAACAAGAUGGCGCCUCUCAAAACCGCUCCGAGAGACGCGUUGGUGAUGGCACAGAUCCUGAAGGAUAUGGGAAUCACUGAAUAUGAACCAAGGGUUAUAAAUCAAAUGCUGGAAUUCGCUUUCCGAUAUGUUACUACAAUUCUGGAUGAUGCAAAAAUUUAUUCAAGCCAUGCUAAGAAACCUAAUGUCGAUGCAGAUGAUGUGAGAUUGGCAAUCCAAUGUCGAGCUGACCAGUCUUUUACCUCCCCGCCCCCGAGAGACUUUCUACUGGAUAUUGCAAGACUGAAAAAUCAAACCCCUUUGCCACUUAUCAAGCCAUAUUCAGGACCUCGACUGCCACCUGAUAGAUACUGCUUAACAGCUCCCAACUAUAGACUGAAGUCCUUAAUUAAAAAGGGACCUAACCAAGGAAGACUAGUUCCACGAUUAAGUGUUGGUGGGGUUAGUAGCAGACCAAUUACUCCUACUGUAGCAACCCCACAAACGGUCUCUAUCCCAAAUAAAGUUGUAACUCCGGGGACAGCAACAAGCCAAAGAUUUACUAUGCAGAUGCCACCUUCUCAGGCUACACCUAUCAAACCAGUUCCUUCAACAACUCCAGUUCAAAAUGUUCUGAUUAAUCCUUCCAUGAUUGGGCCCAAAAAUAUUCUGAUUACCACCAACAUGGUUUCAUCACAGAACACGGCCAAUGAUUGCAAUCAGCUGAAGAGAAAACAUGAAGAUGAUGAUGACGAUGAUACAAUGUAAAGAAUAUAUUCUAGUUACACUGCAAAAGUGUAGCUGGUUUUGAGCCCAUAUACUUACAAGCCCUCUUAAAUUUUAUCAUAGAAAA